Molecule: messenger RNA, 5297 nt
Organism: Periophthalmus magnuspinnatus
Lineage: Eukaryota; Metazoa; Chordata; Actinopteri; Gobiiformes; Gobiidae
Exons: 2
Coding region: 3619-4275 (218 amino acids)
Source: RefSeq, a predicted model, not a curated record
GAACCAGACUUGGAUGAGUUGCGUAAGCAUGCACGCCACGCUUACCUGACCUACCAAGAGAAGCUACAGGCCAAAGAGGCCAAAAGAGACAAAGACGCUUUCAAUGCCACAAUGACACUAUUCUCACAGGCCCGGGGACAACGUCAAUUCUUUCCCCGCCGUGGGCGAGGCCGCGGGAGAUCUGGGUUUGACAACAGAGAUGGACGUAGACGUCAAACCUGGUACGGUCAAGAUGUCUGUUAUAUCUGUGGCCGGAGUGGACAUUUUGCUCGUGAAUGCCCGGAGGGGCCACAGUCAGAGGGGCCUGCUGACCGCCGUGAUGAGCGUGGCCGCUUCAACAGGGCACCACGGGAUGACCGAUGCCGAUCUUCAGACUGACUAGGCGGCGCGGAGGCGGGGGAUGGACUUGACUGCACCGGAGAAAUGGCCUUACCACACCCACCACGAGAUGGUAACAUGCACCAGACAACACACACACCUGAGAACACUUCAUUUGGAGCACAGGGGACAAUUGGCAUGUAUGCACAACUAUCACAGAAUCAUGAUAAAUUUCCCGAGUACACUUUAAUUGUUAAUGGUGAUCAAAUUAAAUUUCUAGUGGACUCUGGGGCUACGCAUUCCGUAGUACGAACUUCAGCUCUCUCACAUGUGCCCCGAAUGAGUGGUCGGUAUACUUUUUCUCAAGCAGCAUCUGGUAACACAACAAGAGAACGUUUCACUUCUCCUUUGCAUUGUUCUGACUCUGAGGGCAAUUCAUUUAGGCACUCCUUUCUCUAUUCUCCACUAUGUCCUGUGAAUCUACUUGGACGCGAUUUGAUGUGCAAAUUGAGCCUUUGUCUAGUUUCCACACCAAACGGUCUGCAAGUGGUGACCACAAAAGAUUUGGCUGUGACUCAAUCAAAUUUCAUAGGGCUUCACACGGAAAGUCAAACUUUCCCAGUUAUGAUUUUCACUGGAAAUUGUCCCCAAAUCCCUCAAAUGACUUACUUGAUUUGGCAAUUGACAGAGUAUGCCCAACAGAGAGCACAGAGUUGAGGGACGUGGAAGACGUGCAGUGUUCUGUUGAUGUGCCUGUGACAGCAUUUCAGGAUUUUGAAAAACUUUGGGUUGAGAGUAGUGGGGAUGUGUUAGUUACUGAAUGGUUGUACUGGUCAAAUCAGUACUCUGCUAUUUCUGUGUCUAACCCACAGUCUCUGCAGGCUCCUGUUCUAUUUUUAGAUGCUCACCCCUACAUAGCGUUAUCUAAACCAAAAGAAGUUGAGUGGACUGGGGUGGGGUUGUUUGUUGAGCAAUGCUUGGCUGCCAACGAUUGGGCACAGACCAGUGACGACACUGUUACAUUCUCGCACUCUGCUCAGGCCUGGAGAAUGGGCUAUCCCUCCUCCCUCCAGGCAUCCCGGUGUGUUUGUGUGUUCCCUGAUAACAGUGCUGAGACAGGCUGUUUUUUGUCCCAGGCUGAAGCAGAAGCUAUACCAGAAUUGAGGGGUAUUCCAGCUGAUCUCUGGGCGAAAGGCCCCACAGAUGUAGGCCUCAUACGCAGUUGUCAGCCAGUGGUAAUCACGCCUCGAUCUAACGUGCGUCCCUGUAGGCCACAAUACCCCCUUCGCCCUGAGGCUAGGGCAGGUAUAGCUCCUGUGUUCAAUGACUUGUGCAAAGCAGGUGUUAUUGUCCCAAGUGAAUCUGGGGGCGUUCGAAGCCCAAUUUUUCCAGUCAAAAAGCAAUGUGAGCCUGGUGAACCUCAAAAAUGGCGAUUCACAGUAGAUUUGAAAGCUGUGAAUGAAGCAGUUGAGCCAGUUGCUGCGGUGGUUCCAAACCCAUACACAAUUCUAUCACAGAUUCCACCUGAAGCAAAGUUUUUUUCUGUGGUUGAUUUGGCAAAUGCUUUUUUCUCAGUCCCAGUGCACGAGGACUCUCAAUUUUGGUUCUCUUUUGAAUAUGAUGGCAAUCUGUACAAAUUUACUAGGAUGUGUCAAGGUUUCAUUCAUGCUCCCACGUGGUAUAAUGCAGCGCUGCGUGAUUCAUUGACUCCACUCGAGUUGACCCAAGGCACAUGUCUAUUGCAAUAUGUCGAUGACAUUCUUUUGUGUGCUCCUACUGAGGAACAGUGUAAACGUGACACAGUGUCACUGCUGAAACAUUUGCAUGCCGAUGGCCAUAAGGCUAGCCUUUCCAAAUUGCAAUUUGUGAAAAAGGAAGUCCCUUUUCUGGGUCAUGUGAUUUCUGAAAGAGGCAAAACUAUUCCUAUCAAACGGGCUGCAGCCAUUCAAAACAUUCCAAAGCCUCAGACCAAAAAACAGCUCAUGUCAUUUUUAAGUAUUUGUUCUUACUGUCGACAGUUCAUUCCUAAUUAUUCAGUGCUAGAGGCUCCUCUGAGGGCGCUCAUUCAUGGUAAGACUCUGCGCACGUGUGACAAAAUUACCUGGACUGAGGAAGCAGAAAAAUCUUUCUGUGACUUGAAACUAGCCUUGCAGACACCUCCAACUCUGGGUCUGCCUGACCCAGCUCGACCUUUCACUCAGACAGUGGAUGAACGUGAUGGAUGCAUGGUUUCUGUUCUCCUUCAGAAACAUGGGGGUACCCUUCGUCCUGUUGCUUACUUUUCUGCUAAGCUUGACCCUGUUGCUGCUGGUCUGCCCCGGUGUUUACGUGCUGUUGCCGCAGCUGAGAAGGCUGUUUUAGCAUCACGUGACCUCGUGGGUUACUCUGAUCUCACUUUGUUGGUACCACAUGCUGUUUCUCUGAUCUUGCUUGAACAGAAAACCUCUCACUUGUCCACUGCUCGCUGGUUGAGGUACAAUACCAUUCUUUUGGAGUUGCCAAAUGUCAAAGUUAAAAGGUGUGCUCAACUGAACCCUGCAACUCUGCUGCCCAUUGAAGGGGAUGGCGAGCCACACUGCUGUGUGGCAGAGAUAGAUUUGGUAUGUGCUUCUCGCUUUGAUUUGCAGGAAGAGCCUUUAACUAACCCUGAUUUGAUUUUGUAUGUAGAUGGAUCUGCAUCCCGUGACACGAACACCGGCAGAAAUAGGGUGGGAUUUGCUGUGUGUUCUGACCAUGACACAGUGGUUUCAGGCCCCCUGCCCUCACACUAUUCUGCACAGACUGCAGAAUUGGUGGCACUAACUAAAGCUUGUGAAUUUGCAGCCGGACAAUCUGUGACCAUCUACACUGACUCACGGUAUGCUUUUGGCGUGUGUCAUGAUUGGGCGGGUCUGUGGAGACACCGCAAAUUUUUGAAAUCUGAUGGUAAACCUAUUUUGAAUGCUUCCCAGGUUGCUGACCUCUUGGAGGCAAUUCUGUUGCCUUCGGAGGUGGCUAUCUGCAGAUGUCACGCUCACACUAACUCCAAUGACCCCGUCUCUUUAGGUAACAGGCGAGCGGAUGCAGCUGCGAAGGCUGCGUCCUAUCAGUCUGAGGCAAUACACUCUCUGUGUCUUGGCUCUUCACCCACUAAUGUUGACAUUCCUUCAUCUUUAUCAGCUAUGCAGAGUUUCACAACACCAUCUGAAAUCGCCCUGUGGACUAAACAUGGGGCUGUGAGGCGACAGGGCAUUUGGCUUGGCCCUGACAACAAGCCUUGCCUCCUCAAACACUUUUUCAGGCACAUGGCAGUGCUGUCUCAUGGUCGUGACCACGCCUCAAAGGGGGCAAUGGUUGAUCUGGUCACACAAAACUGGUUCACAAAGGGCUUCUGUGCUUAUGCGCAGAAGUUUUGUCAGUCGUGUGCUAUUUGUUUGGCACACAAUCCAGGUAGGACUAAACCAAUCCCGCAAGCAGCGCACCCACCACCAAAUCGACCGUUUGGACACAUCCAAAUGGAUUUCAUUGAACUCACUCCAUGUGAAGGUUAAAGCUGCCCUGCCAACGGCAGCUGAUGCUGUACUGCACAAUAUCCGAGUGGGAGAUUCUGUUCUGGUCAAGGAAACCAGACGCAAACACUGGCACUCGCAACGCUGGGUGGGACCUUACGUGGUUCUCCUCAUCACCGACACGGCAGUGAAAGUUGCAGAGCGGGGCACCUGGAUUCACGCUUCACAUUGUCGGGUUGUCCCUUCUCCACUCGAGGAACCAUCGUGUGACCCUGGCGAGGGCUGCACCACCGCUCCCGAGCAACAAGGGGUAGACUCAAACGCUGCCCCCACCACCGAGACCGGACCAGACCCUUUGGCGGGUCCCAGCGGACGCAAGCCACGAGGGAGACCUCCUGGUUCACGGACACAACUCCGCAUUCCUGAACCUACUGACCGUGUGCUGAGGCCUCGUGGUAAUCGGAACUGACUCAUUGAUCUCCCAUCGUACAUCCAUGGGUAUUGUUUUGCUUUGAUAUGGCUCCUGAGCCUGAUGCUGAUACUCCCUCUCUCAGGGGUAGGGGUCUUGAAGGUUAAAUGUUUGACAUGUUCUCAUCAAUCUGGCCAUAAUUGUAGGUAUGAUCUUGAUCUUGUGCUCCUGUGUGGUCCCCUGUCUGUUAAAAGCUAUGCGUCAAAUAGUGAGUUCCCAUUUUGUCCAAAAUCAAUACGACAUUGAGGCUGUUGUGUAUCCACCUGAUCCCGAUUAUGUUUCUGAUUCUGACGAUGACUCAUUUAUUACAGAACUUAUGCUCCAGAUGAGCAGAAUUCAACCUCAGUGAGUUCCAUUUCAUGUUCUGGGUGGCGGCUGACGGCGCGGACGCGUCCAGCAACGGCUUGGGCAUGGAGUGGGCUGCUGAGCACUUUGAUUAGAAAAAAAUAAAAUAAAAUGAGAAACGAGAGAAAAAAAAACAGAAAACUUUAAUGAUGCAUGUAAUUUAAAUCGAUACUACCAAUCAGGUUGUAUUUUAUUUUCCCUUCUAUGUGUUCCUUAAUCAGUAUGAAUACAGCAGUUAUGUUAUUCCUGUGAUUUUAUUUUGAUCAGGUGUUCUUUCUUUGAAGGUUUUAUUCAGGGAUGAUUUUGGGUACAUGUUUUCAUAUUUCUCCAUGUGUGAUUUUGAAAUAAAGAUUUAAGUUGAGUUGAUUAAAAUAAAUGGGAUUUAUUGUAAUCAAAAGGGGGGAAUUGUUAUGGCAUUCUUUAGCAUAAAUCUUUAUUUGUAUUAUUAUGGAUCAUUUUGACCUAACCUUCAUAAUACUAUCUGUUAUGUUGUUAUGUUCUUUUGUGUCUGGCGUCAAAGCCACUUCGAUUAGACCAAACUGGCAAGAUUGUUUUGGUGGUAUAAAUACUCUGUAUUAUUUACAUUUGUCAGCUGAGGGUGAGACGACACCGUUAGGGACACAGCUCUUUGACAAUUGUGCACAAUUGAUUCAAUAAAUCAGACCUUUGAUUCAAGA